AUGGGCCUCCACGGGCCUCCACAGCUGGGCGUGGCCUUGCACAGUGGACAUGAGCAGGACUGCAGGAGUCAUGCAGCAUGGCAAGAGAAUAGGUGCCAAGGGAGUGAAUUUCUUUUGCUCGAGGAUGACUGUGUCCCCUCCAGGCUUCAUCCCACCGCCUGGGCUGGCCUUACCCCUCCGAGAGUGCGGUGGGAAGCGCCUCACGCCCGGCGGCUCUCCACCCUGGGCCCAGGGCACCUGAGCUUGAUCCUGGAGCUAAUCGUUGGGGAGGAGAGGAAGGACGGUGGUAAGAGGCAGGAUGGCCAAGCGGGGUGUGGGACGGAGAGCGGGUCAGCUGUGAUCAAUUUUUUUUUGGCCGAGCAGCCCCUUUGCCUUCCUUCAUCCCUCGUUACCCACCUUACCAGUAUCCCUCUUCCUCAUCCCUUUGUUUCGCCUCUUGGGUGCUGCGCUGCUGGCAAGAACUUAACCAGCUUCUUUGCCAGUCAUCUUUGGCAUUCCCUGGUGUGUCUGCAGCCACUGGACUUCCCAAUGUGCUCCUCGCUACCGAGCGAUUCCACAGUGGGAAGCGGCUGUGCGGGUUUUCCUUCACUUUGCUGGGUCUCCAAGAUGGCGACCGUGAAGCGUCACCUAGUCACGAACCUCACUGCAGAGAAGGCCGUUCAUCAUCCUGAGAUCUCCAUGAUAGGAACUGGAUCGGUCGGGCCGGCUUGGGCAGUCAGCAUCUUAUUAAAAGGUAUCUUAACCUACAUAGUCUGGAAGCUGAGUGCAUUUCCCAAAAUCUGUGUCAUUGGGAGUAGCUGCUUGGUAGCCACCCUGAAAGCUGCCAUGGGUUGGUCCAUGGAGAGCACGGAGACUCAAGCG
Molecule: messenger RNA, 861 nt
Organism: Talpa occidentalis (Iberian mole)
Lineage: Eukaryota; Metazoa; Chordata; Mammalia; Eulipotyphla; Talpidae
Exons: 4
Source: RefSeq, a predicted model, not a curated record